Messenger RNA from Metarhizium brunneum ARSEF 3297, 447 nucleotides. Lineage: Eukaryota; Fungi; Ascomycota; Sordariomycetes; Hypocreales; Clavicipitaceae. The record is from RefSeq and is a predicted model, not a curated record.
AUGCCUGCGAUACGACACUCUUCAAAACGAAAGCCGCCGCCAGAAGGCUUUAGCGACAUCGAAGAUGACCUGCUCAUCUUCGCGAACAAAAUGAAGGAUGCCCAGAAUAAACCUCCUCCUCCUGGACCAAAACAUCAAGCACAGUGGGAGAUUUUCCAGAUAUCACAUCAGCGGAGUCGAUACGUGUAUGAUUUGUACUAUGAGAAGGAAGCCAUCAGCAAACAGCUGUACGACUGGCUGUUGAAGAAUGGGUACGCGGAUGCUAUGUUGAUCGCAAAAUGGAAGAAGCAGGGUUACGAGAAGCUUUGCUGUCUUCGGUGUGUCCAGACGAAAGAGACCAAUUUUAACAGCACGUGCAUCUGUAGAGUCCCUCGAGUCGAAAUCAAGGAGAGUCGAGACGUUCAAUGCGUCAACUGUGGAUGCAGAGGGUGCGCAUCGAGUGACUGA